Messenger RNA from Trichomycterus rosablanca, 3692 nucleotides. RefSeq names its product xylosyl- and glucuronyltransferase LARGE1. Bases 247 to 2508 code for a protein of 753 amino acids. Gene Ontology annotation, molecular function: xylosyltransferase activity; glucuronosyltransferase activity. The transcript is spliced from 15 exons. Gene Ontology annotation, biological process: protein O-linked glycosylation via mannose. The record is from RefSeq and is a predicted model, not a curated record. Gene Ontology annotation, cellular component: Golgi apparatus. Lineage: Eukaryota; Metazoa; Chordata; Actinopteri; Siluriformes; Trichomycteridae.
UGCCUAGAAACAAAUCGGUGCAAGUAGAAAUCCUAAUUCCUGCUGUUAUUUGAGACUGUGGAAUAUUUAUGGAUGUAAUGCACGACUCGGUACAAGCAUGUGGAUAUUAAUGAGAGGACAGAGAGGCCCACAUUGUGCUUCUUUAUCCCAAACUGAAAGAUAGCGGAUUGUUUACACUGUGCCAUGCACCUCCUGAUGAACAUCCACCAGCACAGAGGUCUUUUAGCCUCUUGAUAAACCCAGAGGAUGCUGGGAAUGUGUCGUGGGCGCAGGAAGUUCCUGGCAGCCACCCUGGCUUUGCUUUUCAUCCCGGCUCUCACCUGGCUCUACCUGACCGCUGCCAACUUUACAGUGAAGCCCUUGGCUCUGUCUCCACUGGAGCCUCAGUCCUCAACACUGGCUCUGGAGCUGCGGGUUCGAGAGGUGGAGGAGGAGAAUCGAGCUCUGAGGAGAGAACUGAGCCAGCUGCCCAGAAGUCUUACCCAUAAUAACCAGCACAGUAAACAGCGGAACAAUGGACACCAUGGGAACCAGUCCCAGCCUCACUCCACUGAAGAGGGUACCGGUGACAGUGAAGCUCAGAAAGCGUUCUCCAAAAGCAAUGGAUCCAGCUGCAUCCAGCAGCCUGUUGUGGACAAAUGUGAGACCAUUCACGUCGCCAUCGUGUGUGCGGGCUACAACGCAAGCCGAGAUGUGGUGACGCUGGUCAAGUCUGUGCUGUUUCAUAGACGGAACCCUCUCCACUUCCAUUUCAUCACAGACUCCAUUGCCAAGCAGAUCCUGUCCUCCCUCUUCCAAACCUGGAUGGUGCCAGCUGUUCGAGUGGACUUCUAUGAUGCAGAUGAAUUAAAAUCUGAGGUGUCGUGGAUCCCUAACAAGCAUUACUCUGGCAUCUAUGGACUGAUGAAGCUGGUUCUGACCAAGACGCUGCCCACAGACCUGCAGAAAGUCAUCGUUCUGGAUACCGACAUCACCUUCGCUACAGAUAUCGCUGAACUGUGGGCCGUCUUUCACAAGUUUAAAGGUCAGCAGGUGUUGGGGUUGGUGGAGAAUCAGAGCGACUGGUAUUUGGGGAACCUGUGGAAGAACCAUCGACCGUGGCCUGCCCUCGGCAGAGGCUUCAAUACUGGUGUGAUUCUGCUGCUGCUGGAUCGUUUGAGGAAGCUCAGAUGGGAGCAGAUGUGGAGACUGACAGCAGAGAGAGAGCUGAUGAGCAUGCUGUCUACAUCUCUAGCAGAUCAGGACAUCUUUAACGCUGUGAUCAAACAGAACCCCUUCCUGGUGCACCAGCUGCCCUGCUUCUGGAACGUCCAGCUGUCUGAUCACACCCGUUCUGAGAAGUGCUACAGAGACGUGUCCGACCUCAAGGUGAUCCACUGGAACUCUCCUAAGAAGCUCCGGGUGAAGAACAAGCACGUGGAGUUCUUCAGGAACCUUUAUCUGACCUUUCUGGAGUAUGAUGGGAACCUACUUAGGAGGGAGCUGUUUGGCUGCCCCAGUAAGACCGACCACAACAGUGAAAAUCUUCAGAAGACUCUGCUGGAGCUGGAUGAGGACGACCCAUGCUACGAGUUUCGGCGUGAGCGCUUUACUGUGCACCGUACACACCUUUACUUCCUGCACUACGAGUACGAAACCAGCACUGACCAGACAGAUGUUACCCUCGUGGCCCAGCUCUCCAUGGACAGGCUGCAGAUGCUGGAGGCCAUCUGUAAACACUGGGAAGGUCCCAUCAGUCUGGCUCUGUACCUGUCUGACGCCGAGGCACAGCAGUUCCUGCGUUACGCUCAGGGCUCCGAGGUGCUGAUGAGCAGAAGCAACGUGGGGUAUCACAUCGUCUACAAAGAGGGUCAGUUCUACCCCGUCAACCUCCUACGCAACGUUGCACUGAAACGGGUCAACACGCCCUACAUGUUCCUGUCCGACAUCGACUUUCUGCCCAUGUAUGGACUCUACGAGUACCUCAGGAAGUCUGUGGUACAGCUGGACAUGGCACACACUAAGAAAGCUCUGGUGGUGCCUGCAUUUGAGACACUUCGUUACCGACUGUCCUAUCCUAAAUCCAAGGCGGAGCUUUUGUCCCAGCUAGACAUGGGUGCACUCUUCACCUUCAGGUAUCAUGUAUGGACAAAAGGACACGCUCCGACUAACUUUGCUAAAUGGAGGACAGCCACGACACCAUACAGAGUGCAGUGGGAGGCUGACUUUGAGCCGUACGUGGUUGUGAGGAGGGACAGUCCUGAGUACGACCGCAGGUUUGUGGGGUUCGGCUGGAACAAAGUGGCCCACAUUAUGGAACUGGAUGCUCAGGAAUACGAGUUUGUGGUGUUACCCAAUGCCUACAUGAUCCACAUGCCUCACGCACCGAGCUUCGACAUCACCAAGUUCAGAUCAAAUAAACAAUACCGGGCCUGUCUCAAGACUCUGAAAGAGGAGUUUCAGCAGAACAUGUCCCGUCGCUAUGGAUUUGCAGCUCUUAAAUACAUGACUGUUGAUAACAAUAGCUAGCGAAAUCACAUCCCUUCUUACUGGUACCAUUAGGUAUCACGUAGUAAGGUGGCAUAUCAGGCUAAUACGGACUAAACUGUCUGAUAACCACCUGACCCCUGAGAUGGUCAGAUUCAACCAGGCGUGUGUUUUUCCAAUCUGUCAUUCAGGGAGUUGCCAGGUUGGGCUUUUUUGUGACAGGAUUUAAAUCAUCAGGACAGCACUCGCACGCUUCCUAAAACAAUCUAUCUAGUGGGCAUUUGGCUGGCAGAAACAAGUACAAGGUCAUUUCUGUCUUGGUGACCCUGAUAUGACCUGGUUUAAGCACAGAUUGUAUCACUGCAGGGACUUCAGGACAGACUGUUGGACUGAAUUUGAUAAUGUCUUUGGAAGAACUCUGUAAAAGCUUAAAUCUGAAGUUGUUCUUGAUUAUUGGGCAGUUUUUUUUUUUUGCAGUAUUAGAUUUUAAACUACUGAGUGCUGCAGCAGAACCACAAUCAGGCAUUAAUCUAGUAAACACAGUAGUGAUCACAAGUGUGUACAGAAGUAAAAGUGUGAAUAACAUGAUGUUUACAUAUUCUAGAGAAGAGAUCAUACAGUUGUUAAUUUUUAUACGUCUUUAUGAAUUCACUUUUCUAAAAAAGUGUGGUGAAUACAUUGUGACUAAUGCAUUUUAAUUAACCAGGGUGAGUUUGGAUUAAAGUUGCUGUCACGUUAAUUUUGUUAAAACUCAGAACAGUAAACAAAUAAACCAACACCUUUACCAACAGGCCAGUACAGUAUGGACAACAGGUACAUCAUACCUAUAGCGCAAAUACAUUUUGCAAGUAAAACCUGGUGUAAACUUCCAAUAUGCUGGACCCACUAAUUCACAUCUUGUCUAUGUCACUCUCUAAAACAUCGGGCGGCAUGGUGGCUAAGUGGGUCCCCAGGUGGGGCAGUCCGGGUUCUCCCUGUGUCUGCGUGGGUUUCCUCCGGGUGCUCCGGUUUCCUCCCACAGUCCAAAAACAUGCAAAUGAGGUGAAUUGGAGAUACAAAAUUGUCCAGGACUGUGUUCGAUAUAAACUUGUAAACUGAUGAAUCUUGUGUAAUGAGUAACUACUGUUUCUGUCAUGAAUGUAACCAAAGUGUAAAACAUGAGGUUAAAAUCCUAAUAAACAAACAAAACUCUAAAAGAUCAGUUCUUGCUGAAAUGGAGGAAGCGC